AUGGCUCCCGUAAAAAAGCCGGUCAACUGGAAGCUCUGGGGCAAGAUGUCUCUCGGCGGCGCCGCCAUGAUUAUCGGUGGCCCCAUGCUGACAAUGUACGUCAUGCCGACGGACGAAGAGCUGUUCAAAAAGUACAACCCAGAACUGCAGAAACGCAGUCUGGAGCGCCGGGAAGAGCGCCAGCAGGAGAUCAACGACUGGGUGGCCAACCUCAAGCGCCAGUCCCGGAGCAAGAAGCCGAUCUGGGUCGUCCAGGAAGAGGAGUCCCGUGCGGCCAAGGAGGCCAUGCUGCGUGACACUGCCCGUCUUGCCCAGGAAGCCAAGGCCCAGCGCGAGGCCAUGCGCAAGGAAGCCGGCCUGGCACCCGAGUCCGAUCCAGGCCCGGGCUCCACGAGAUGA
Molecule: messenger RNA, 399 nt
Organism: Grosmannia clavigera kw1407
Lineage: Eukaryota; Fungi; Ascomycota; Sordariomycetes; Ophiostomatales; Ophiostomataceae
Product: cbp4 domain containing protein
Exons: 3
Coding region: 1-399 (132 amino acids)
Biological process (GO): mitochondrial respiratory chain complex III assembly
Cellular component (GO): mitochondrial membrane
Source: RefSeq, a predicted model, not a curated record